Messenger RNA from Aspergillus niger, 1755 nucleotides. RefSeq lists its product as uncharacterized. Gene Ontology annotation, molecular function: transmembrane transporter activity. The transcript has 8 exons. NCBI's taxonomy places the organism in Eukaryota, Fungi, Ascomycota, Eurotiomycetes, Eurotiales, Aspergillaceae. Gene Ontology annotation, biological process: transmembrane transport. Bases 1 to 1755 code for a protein of 584 amino acids. The record is from RefSeq and is a predicted model, not a curated record. Gene Ontology annotation, cellular component: membrane.
AUGGCUCCAUCACCUCACCAACAACACUCGCAGCUCGUCGUCGACCCUGACACUGUUCCGGUUGGGGGAGAAGAGGUCAGGAGCCAGGCAGAGUCCCGAGAAGAUGCAAAGCUAUUGAAAUCGAUGGGCUAUAAGCCAGUGAGUCAGCCUCAGCAAACCUAUUGCAUGCAGGUUUGUCUAACCAUACUUAUAGCUGCUCUUUACUUCGUUGGAGGUGUGCGCGUCACUUAUAGUACCGGUAUCGCAGCAGGUGGUAAUCUGGCUUACUGGACGAGUUAUCUGGUCACGUUGGUUUUCACAUACAUCACCGCUGCCGUUAUCGCGGAAGUAUGCUCUGCCUCGCCCUCCGCGGGCUCUAUCUACUUGUGGGCCGCGGAGUCUGGAGGCCCUCGCUUUGGAAGGCUACUCGGAUUUGUUGUUGCUUGGUGGAGUACUACUGCCUGGACGACCUUCUGUGCUAGCAACACCCAAUCUGCUGUCAAUUACAUGCUCUCCGAAUUGACGGUCUUCGACGUCGACUUCCCAAAAGACACAUCCAGUGUCAAGUUCCGUGCUGUCCAAUGGAUUUGCACAGAGAUUUUGCUAGCAUUGGCCGCACUCCUCAACUACCUGCCGCCUAGGUUCUUCAGAUGGGUGUUCUACUUCUCGUCCUUCAUCGUCAUGUUGGACUUCUUUCUCAAUGUCAUCUGGCUGCCGAUUGGCGCUGCCAAUACAUGGGGUUUCCGUACGGCUGAGGAGGCUUUCAUGUCCACCUACAACGCCACAGGUGCCCCUGCAGGCUGGAACUGGUGUCUUUCCUACCUCGCCACUGCGGGUAUCCUGAUCGGUUUUGACGCCUCCGGUCAUGUUGCAGAAGAGACCAAGCAUGCUUCGGUGACGGCAGCACGUGGUAUCUUCUGGAGUACCGUCGUCAGUGGCAUUGGUGGACUAGCAACUAUCAUUUUGUUCCUCUUCUGUGCAGUGAGUUCCGCACCUCCACAUAACGAUUACCCAACAAUCAAAUACUUACGUGACCAGCCCGACAACGACACUCUCAUGUCCUUCGGCUCCCCCCAGCCUUUCGUGCCCCUCUAUGCCGUCGUUCUCGGCAAAGGAGGUCAUGUUUUCAUGAACGUCAUCUGCAUAGUUGCAUUAUGGCUCAACACAGCGAUCGCCAUCGUCGCCGCCUCCCGCCUAGUCUUCGCCGUCGCUCGCGACGGUGUCCUCCCAUUCUCCAGCUGGGUCUCCAAAGUCCACAACGGCCAGCCCCGCAAUGCCGUCAUCGUAGUCUGGGGUGUCUCAGCACUCAUCAGCUGCACGCUCCUACCCUCCGAUGUUGCUUUCACAUCUCUAGUCUCAGCCGCCGGUGUUCCUAGCGCCGCCGCAUACGGUCUCAUCUGUCUAGGCCGACUCCUCUGCACCCCGAAACGCUUCCCAAAGCCAGAGUGGAGUCUAGGACGCCUAAGCAAGCCGUUCCAAUUCAUCGGUGUCUUCUGGAACGGCUGGGUGGUAGCUGUGCUAUUCUCACCCUACGAAUUCCCCGUGACGGGUGCUAAUCUAAACUACGCCCCGAUCAUCAUGGCCGGUGUGACCAUCUUCGCCCUAAUCUCUUACUUCGUCACCCCCGAAAGCGCCUGGUUGCCUAUUGACCGCAUCUCGCAUUUCAUCGACAGUAAGGGUGCUGAUGUGCACGAAUCCGUUGAGGAAGUUGGUAGUGGUGAUAAUCAUCGUCAGCCUGAGGCGACAACGUCUUCCUCAGGGAGGGAGGAGAACUGA